Molecule: messenger RNA, 3648 nt
Organism: Colius striatus (speckled mousebird)
Lineage: Eukaryota; Metazoa; Chordata; Aves; Coliiformes; Coliidae
Gene: ZNF804A
Product: zinc finger protein 804A
Exons: 4
Coding region: 4-3648 (1214 amino acids)
Cellular component (GO): nucleus
Source: RefSeq, a predicted model, not a curated record
CCCAUGGAGUGCUACUACAUUGUUAUCAGCUCCGCGCACCUCAGCAACGGGCACUUUCGGAACAUCAAGGGAGUUUUCCGAGGCCCCCUCAGCAAGAACGGGAACAAAACUCUGGAUUAUGCUGAAAAGAAAAACACGAUAGCAAAAGCUCUGGAAGAUCUUAAAGCCAACUUCUACUGUGAACUCUGUGACAAGCAGUACUAUAAACACCAGGAGUUUGACAAUCAUAUAAACUCUUAUGAUCAUGCUCAUAAACAGAGACUGAAGGAACUGAAACAGAGGGAGUUUGCUCGAAACGUAGCAUCUAAGUCACGGAAAGAUGAAAGGAAACAGGAAAAAGCCCUUCAACGUUUGCACAAGUUAGCUGAGCUAAGGAAAGAGACAACAUGUGCUCCUGGAAGUGGCCCUAUGUUCAAAUCUACUACAGUGACUGUGCGAGAUCAUUGCAGUGAUAUCUCACAAAGUGCUGCCAGAGAUUCUGCCAGCAAAGAGGAUUUUGGCUGUACAUUAAUGCACAAUGCACAUAAUUGCAAAGAUGUCGCUUCCAUUAUUUCUUCCGCUCCUGGAAAUGCAUGUAGCAACAAAUACAAUGCUAACAAGUGUGAUCAAGUUCAAGGAGCUCAAGGACACAGAGUUGGGUUUUCUUUUGCUUUUCCUAAGAAAGCAGCCAUCAAACUGGAGUCUUCGGCUGCCGUUUUCUAUGAAUAUAAUGAUGAAACAUCUAUGGAGCAUGGAUUUAGCAGAAGAAGUAGAUUUUUUCCAGGAGCAUGUAACCUUCAGUCUCCUUCAGUGCCAGAAAUAGUCCUCUGCUCUGAGCAAAAAAAUGAGUGUUUUCAACCGCUGGUGGAAAAAUGCUUAGACACAGCAGAAGCUCCUGAAGCUCAAGAAUCCAAAAAGCUGGCCAGUGAAGAAAGGCUGUUAGAGAGUUCAGUAUUAACUCCUUCUGUGCCCCAUUUAAAGCAAUUGGUGUCCUUGGACAUGGAUGACUCUAGCAUUGAUGUAAGUGCAGCAGACUUACCAGACCAAACACUGCCCGUAGUGACAGACAGUGCUGAGGUUCUGCCCCUGGACUGCAGUGUCUACAAACUGGCAGUUGUGGAGAAUUGUUCAUCUCUGCAGGGUGUUGAGGAGGAAAAUGAUACACAUGGGAACAGUGAUUCAUCCACAACUGAAACUGAAAUAAAAAAGCCGGGGGCAGAUGCAAUAGUUACUUCACCACCUGAAGAAGGUAGUAGUGGAGCUCCACAAAGCAAAUCGGACAUGCGCAAGAGACCUUGUGAACCCUUUGUUCCUGUUCUUAGCAAACAUGGAUCAAAUAUUCUUCAGUGGCCAUCAGAAAUGCUAAUUUACACAAGUACAGGUCCAUCAAUUUCUUAUAGCUGUAAUCCUUUAUAUUUUGAUUUCAAGUCAUCAAGAGCAAGUGACAGCCAAGAAAAGCCCAAGCAUCAGCCAAACAUACCUCAUUUGCACCAUAAAACUGAAUCCAACCAUAGCUUAGUGUCAGAUUUGACAAAUAAACCAACUUCAGAGUGUAGCGAUUAUGAAACAAAAAUGAAUGAAAAUCUGUGCAACUGUACAUUACCCCUUAUAAGUGACGUUUCCCUCAUCAGAAAUUGUGAUCUUGCAAAAAAUCAAAGUAAAGUGUCCUUGGAUGAGUCAUUCGGGAUUAGAAAAAUAGAAAAAUAUCACAUUUCUAAAAAUCACUUACGACAAAACACUGUGAUCGAUGAGAAAUAUAACAAAGUUUGGAUCAAAGAAAGCCAAGAAAAAUGGCUUCACAAAAGUAGAAAAAGGAAAAGGAGAAGAAAAUUAUGUCAUUGUCGUCAUUAUCACUGUGGGGACACAACAGAGGCAGAAAUGGAGAUGUCCUCAGUGACUGAAAGAGAGAUUAGUUACAGAGAUGAAAGUAAAUAUCAGCACCUCCAAAAUAAUCCAGAGAAGUGCAGGCAUGAUGUUGGGAAUAACUGGCUAGCUACAGGUGAGAUACAGCAAUCUCAUAAAAAACUUGACACUGAAAAUGGUGAUAGGAAAGUCAUAUCUGCAUCAGGUCACAUACACAGGGACAGAGGCUGGUGUGAGGUUUGGAGUACAAAAAGUAGCAGCCAGCACCAUGGUUGUAAACAACUGCAGAGAAAGAGCAAAGCAAGCUCUCGCAAACAGACAAAGGAGCUGGGCCGAAGUUCCAGGAAGCACAGCUUGAGGUACUUUAAAACAUGUAGUAGCUGGAAAGUCAGGAGUUCAAACUGUAGCCCAGAGCAUAAAUGUUUAGGACAGUGCAGUGAGGAGAAGAACCCAAGUCAAAACCAGUCCAUGAAGAGAGGUUACACCGUUUUGACAGAGGAACCUGAAAAAUCCCACUGCAAGCGGAGACAGCAUUCCUAUUCCUCUUCAUCAGAUGAAAGUUCAUAUGGACAGAUGUUAUCAGCAGAGGAGUAUUUAAGGCAAGCACGUACUUUAAGUACACAUCACAAGGCAAAAGGGAAAAACAGGAGAAGGAAAACUAGAAUCCAUCACAUAUUCCUUGACAGGAACACCAGAAGUGAGACCUCCAGACCUUCCAAAGAAAAUUCUGCAAAUUCUGCAUUAAAUAUUCUGGGGGACUUCUUGACCCAAGACAGUCUAGAGGAAACCAAUAUGGAUACCAAAGCUGAUCACGCGAAAGAUACAAAUGAAGCAGUGCAGCUGGAGGAAAGCAAGUCAUCUCUAGAAACUGAUAGCUCUCACAUGCGAGAUUACAAACUGACACCUUGCACAGAAAUGGAGAGCGCUCUGAGUACCUGUCCUGAUGUCAUCAUAGAUUCUGCUGCCUCUGUUCCUGAACACAGUGCUCCAGCAGCUGCUGGCAUGCAGGAUAUUCUGCAAGAUGAAAAGAAAAUUGAAAAUGUCAGUGGUCGUGAAAAUCAAGCUCAUUACAAAAUUCCCCUCCCCAACAGACAUUUGGAACAAGCUCCUCCUAAAUCCUAUCUUUGCCAUUAUGAAUUGGCUGAGCCUCUAGCUCACGAGAAGAUAAAUGAGCUGACCAGUGAAUGGGUACAGUGUAAUCCUGGCAUAUUUAGCAGCCCACCACCCUUGCCAUUCAAAGAAGCACGUGUCAACAGUCAUAACUUUUUAACUACUGAGCAGUUAAUAGCCCCCUUCACUCUGCCCGACCAGACAUUGAUAUUCUCUCCAGAGAACCAUGAAAAAUUCAAAGAUCUCUCAUCUGAAACAUAUCAACAGAUCAUGCCACAAAACAUACUGGCCAACAAAGUGAAGUUCACCCUCCCUCCUGUAGCAAUCCAACCCCCGAAUUCUCCUCUGCAGCCCUUACCCUUGCAGCCGCCACUGUGUUCUACCUCCGUUACCACCAUACAUCACACCAUCCUCCAGCAGCAUGCUGCCGCCAGUACGUUAAAGGUUCUCCAGCCCCACCAGCAGUUCCUCUCACAGGUCCCAGCGCUUUCAAGAGCACCUUUACCUCAUCUACCAGUAGGACCAAGGCUUUGCCCUGGGGGCCACGCAGCUUUUGUCGCCCCACCACAUUUGCCACUGCUACCACCCUCAGUCCUGCACCCGACCCAGCUGGCAUUUCCCCCUUUGCCACAUACCGUCUUCCCAUCCCUGCUGUCCCCACACCCAGCUGUCAUCCCCCUGCAGCCCCUCUUUUAG